Molecule: messenger RNA, 2256 nt
Organism: Aureobasidium uvarum
Lineage: Eukaryota; Fungi; Ascomycota; Dothideomycetes; Dothideales; Saccotheciaceae
Source: the annotation of a GenBank genome assembly
AUUCUCGCAGCUCUUGCGCCGAUCGGUCUCGUCGCCGCUGGUCCUCUUCAUGGUCACUCACGCCAUACUCAUCUUCAUCAUCUCCACCAUCGCUCUGUUGCCAACGGCACUCUUUCCAACUACACUACCACAGAUACUGCCAACUCUACGAUCUACGCCGAUCACAUUUCAUACGAGACUUCCACAGUCAAUGUUGCUGCUAACUUUGCAGAUGGUACUGAUGCCAGCUCUGCUAGCUCAGAAGUAGCCUCAAGCACCAUCUCAGGAUCAAGCAGCAUCCUCUCAACUACUGCGCAGUCAGAAACUGCUUCCUCAACUUUGUCACUCACUUCUGAUGGUUCGUAUGCGAGCGGGUCUCCUUCGAACUCAUCAUUGGCUUCCUUGAAUAUCUCUUCCGCCAUUCCAUCCGACGCAUCUGUUUCCAUCGUGCUCGCUGUUGCAGCCACCACGCCUACUGCUGUUGGCGCACUUUCUCAGAAGGUUGAUACCACCACCAGCGUCUCGGUCGACACUGUCUACAACACGGUCACCGUCAACGGCGCUGUCACCACCGCAUCUGCUAGUGAAAAGACCGUCACCGUCACAGACGUGGUUACCAACUAUGUCACUGCCACCUUCUCAGCAUUGACCCCCUUCAAAGCUCCCGCCAUCAAAGUUGCUGCUCUCUCUUCUGGAUCUUCUUGCGCCGCUAUCAAGACUAGCAUUGUCUACCUUCCCGCCAGCCAGUCGCCAACUCUUGUGGCUGGAGGAUCUUCUGUCAGCAAAGUGGCUUCUUCCUCCAAGGCUACCAGCCAAACCACCGUCAGGUAUGUGUCUCAGUCCGCUUCGAAGUCCAGUUCUUCCUCCCUUAAAAAGUCGAGUACAUCUUCCAAAAAGACGAGCACCUCUACCGUGAAACCCGUGUCCACUAAGAAAACAAGCACUGUUGUCAAGGGUUCAAGCACAUCAAGCAAGAAAACAAGCACAUCUUCCCAGCAGAUUAUUGCUUCAUCUGCUAAAAAGAUCCUUAGCACUUCCUCGAGCAAGAAGGUUUCCAGCACUCCAUCCAGCAAGAAGGUCUCCAGCACCUCUUCCACAAAGAAAGCUACCACAUCUUCUGGCAAGCCAAGCACUUCUUCCAAGCCUACCACUUUGAUCUCAAUGUCUUCCAUGGCUCAGAAGGGUGUCACUACCAAGAGUGUCGUCACCACAUCCAGCAUCCCGGUUUUGGCUUCUGGCACCAGCUACAAGGCUUCCUCGUCUGCCAAGUCUUCGAGCAAGAGCGCUUCCAGUUCUGCAAAGGCUAGCUCGUCUUCCUGCGCCACUGUCGCACCUCCUGCCUCCACCCAGACCGGUAUCGUGUCUGGUUGCACCAAGUGGUACACUGCCAAGUCUGGUGACUACUGCUAUGCUAUUGCUUCUGCCAAUGGCAUUUCUACCGAUACUUUCAUGUCUUGGAACCCUGCUGUCAAUGCACCUUCUUCAUUUGGNGUCGGAUACGCAUACUGUGUCGCCGCAGGCUGUGGCAGCUCCAGCACCCCCUCCUCAGCUGCCAAAUCCUCCAUCGCAACCACCAAGACUUCUGCCCAGGGCUCUUCCCCCACCACCGCAGCUUCCACCUCUGCAGCCUCAUCCACCGCCAUCGCCUCCACCGCCUACAAAAUGUACACCGGCGAUGGCACUGUCGCCGCCGGCUGGCCCUCGGUCUCGCAAUGGAUAUCCUUUGACGCAAUGUUCACCGCCAACAUCCCCAUCAUGCAACAAUCCUGCGCAAACAAUGGCUGGGGCGCCAACAACUCGCCCACCGAAAUCGCCGACAUCAAAGCUUCCAUCCAAAAAGUUUCUGCUUCGUCAGGAGUGGAUCCGAGAUUUAUUCUCGCCAUUGUGAUGCAAGAAUCCAAUGGUUGCGUGCGCGUCGUCACCACCUCUUGGAGUGUGGCUAAUCCUGGCUUGAUGCAAGAUCACGCAGGCUCUGGCACUUGUAACUCUGGCGGCGUGAUCCAAAACCCCUGUCCCGCGUCUGAAAUCGAGCAAAUGAUUGUCGACGGCACUACUGGCACGGCUUCUGGCGAUGGACUUGUGCAAUGUCUGUCUCAAGCUGCUGUCACGGAUGACAGCAAGUAUUACCGUGCUGCGCGCAUUUACAAUGGUGGCUUCAACGGCUAUCACGCUGACAACCUCAACACUGGAUGCUGUACGCUUUGUUAUGCUUCCGAUGUUGCCAACAGACUUACGGGAUGGAGUUCUGGACCCAGUGGAUGUCAUUUGACGUCGUAA